AUGACAGAACUCAAUCAAGAACAACAACAAUUAAAUAAUAAUAAUAAAAAUAAUAAUGUUGAUAUACAACCACCACCACCAUCAUAUCCGAGCGUUGUUUAUAAAAUAGACGAUAUCUAUUCUAGACAUGGAUAUGAUGGACCACCACCAUCUUAUAUUGAACAUUAUCCAUAUGCCGAACAACAUUCGAAUUAUCCUGGACCACCUGAUAGUCAAAUAUCAGGGUCGACAACAAAUGUUAUUACAUUCUCACUGUCACCACCAUCAGUGCCAAGUUCAUUGCUAAAAAAAUUACAAAGUUACUUAGUCAUUAAUGGAAUUAUUACAACUCUAUUCGGAGUUACUGCAAUCGGCUUACAAAUUGGCUUAUUAGCUUCAAAUGUUAUUGUCUAUUACUAUUAUGGAUUUUGGGCCGGUACUUUGGUAUUCGGUGUUGGUUGUAGUACUUUAGCGAUGGUUGCUCGUGCACGAACAAUAGCUGUUCAAAAAUUAUUUCGUGCUUUUGUAUGGCAGAUGAUAUUUGUAGCAAUUGUACUUGCAUUUGCCAUCAUGAUUGUUGCCACGGAUAUGUGUAAUUCAGAUAAAAGAAGUCAUAGUACUCUUUAUUUAUGUAAUAAUUCGUCACAAGUAUUAAAUGCAUUAUUAAUUACGGUAUUCGUUUUAACUCUACUACAAGCAAUUAUAAACACCAUUGUUACUGGAUUUGUCGAACGAAAAACACAAUUAAAUGCUUCAUAUAUAAUAUCAUCAAAUAAUUAUGUACAACAAGCAUAG
Molecule: messenger RNA, 774 nt
Organism: Didymodactylos carnosus
Lineage: Eukaryota; Metazoa; Rotifera; Eurotatoria; Philodinida; Philodinidae
Source: the annotation of a GenBank genome assembly